CUCACACACACACAAGUAAAAAAAUCUGAACACGGAAAGCAACUCAGAAAAUAAAUAAACAAAUCCACACGCCUGCAAAUUCAAUCUAAUCCCCCUAUUCAAACCCUAAAAACAUUCACCACUACUGCACACACACAUAUAUACACAUAUACAUACACACUAGUGGUAUGUGUAUGGGACCACCAAAUGGGUGGAGCAUAGCUCGAGGAUUAGUAGUAAAAACACUGAUUUUAAUCGGUGGUGCUCUUUUGAUUAAACGUUUGACCAAGUCAACCACUCGUUGGGACCAUGCUCGUAUCGUUUCUCAAUCCCUCACAGGCGAAAAGUUUUCAAAGGAACAAGCAUCUAGAGAUCCUGAUAAUUUCUUUAAUUUAAGAUGGCUUUCUUGUCCGGCUGCGGAUAUGGUAGAUGGAUCGAAAGUUCUAUAUUUCGAGCAAGCAUUUUGGAGAACUCCUCAUAAGCCAUUUAGACAGAGGUUUUCUAUGGUGAAGCCUUGCCCGAAGGAGAUGAAAUGUGAUGUUGAGUUGAGUACAUAUGCCAUUCGAGAUGCAGAGGAGUAUAAAAACUUCUGUGAUCGCCCUAGGAACCAGCGUCCGCAACCUGAAGAAGUAAUAGGGGAUGUAGCGGAACACCUAACCACCAUAUACCUCAAGCGCUGUGAACGAGGGAAACGGUGUCUGUAUGAGGGUUCAACACCACCUGAUGGCUUCCCAAAUUCAUGGAAUGGUGCGUCGUAUUGUACCUCGGAACUUGCUGUCUUGAAGAAUAAUGAGAUCCAUACAUGGGAUAGGGGGUAUGACGAGGAAGGAAAACAGGUUUGGGGAGUGAAGAAUGGUCCUUAUGAAUUCAAGCCUGCACCUGGGCCUGGACCUGCAUCUACUUCUGUUGAUAUAGUAUCUCCUUUAAAUUUCCCCCCUCUUUCUAUAGGUAAAGGGAUAGAAGGUUCUUUUGUUCUUCAAGAAUAACUACAUGUGUUAGAAUUACCUACAAUAUGUAUAGCUAUGCAAUGUAACAUUCAAUCUUUCUAUUUAAUGUUCAAAGUAUAGUUUUUGAUC
This is a messenger RNA of Erigeron canadensis, 1055 nucleotides long. Its product is annotated as chromophore lyase CRL, chloroplastic. The record is from RefSeq and is a predicted model, not a curated record. Lineage: Eukaryota; Viridiplantae; Streptophyta; Magnoliopsida; Asterales; Asteraceae. Gene Ontology annotation, biological process: protein-phycocyanobilin linkage. Gene Ontology annotation, molecular function: lyase activity. The transcript is spliced from 9 exons. The coding region runs from base 168 to 965 and encodes 265 amino acids.